AUGCGCAGACUCAGUUCCUGGAGGAAGAUGGCGGCAGCCGAGAAGCAGAAACACGACGGGCGGGUGAAGAUCGGCCACUACAUCCUGGGCGACACGCUGGGGGUCGGCACGUUCGGCAAAGUCAAGGUUGGCAAACAUGAAUUGACUGGGCAUAAAGUUGCUGUGAAGAUUCUUAAUCGACAGAAGAUUCGUAGCCUUGAUGUGGUAGGAAAGAUCCGCAGAGAAAUUCAGAAUCUCAAGCUUUUCAGACAUCCUCAUAUAAUUAAACUGUACCAGGUCAUCAGUACACCAUCUGAUAUUUUCAUGGUGAUGGAAUAUGUCUCAGGAGGAGAGCUAUUUGAUUAUAUCUGUAAAAAUGGAAGGUUGGAUGAAAAAGAAAGUCGGCGUCUGUUCCAGCAGAUCCUUUCUGGUGUGGAUUAUUGUCACCGGCACAUGGUGGUUCACAGAGAUCUCAAACCUGAAAAUGUCCUGCUUGAUGCACACAUGAAUGCAAAGAUAGCUGAUUUUGGUCUUUCAAACAUGAUGUCAGAUGGUGAAUUUUUAAGAACCAGUUGUGGCUCACCCAACUAUGCUGCACCAGAAGUAAUUUCAGGAAGAUUGUAUGCAGGUCCAGAGGUAGAUAUAUGGAGCAGUGGUGUUAUUCUUUAUGCUUUAUUAUGUGGAACCCUUCCAUUUGAUGACGAUCAUGUGCCAACUCUUUUUAAGAAGAUCUGUGAUGGGAUCUUUUACACCCCUCAGUAUUUAAAUCCUUCUGUAAUUAGCCUUCUGAAACAUAUGCUGCAGGUGGACCCCAUGAAGAGGGCCACAAUCAGAGAUAUCAGGGAACAUGAAUGGUUUAAACAGGACCUUCCAAAAUACCUCUUCCCUGAGGAUCCAUCAUACAGUUCAACCAUGAUUGAUGAUGAAGCCUUAAAAGAAGUAUGUGAAAAAUUUGAAUGCUCAGAAGAGGAGGUUCUUAGCUGCCUUUACAACAGAAAUCACCAGGACCCUUUGGCCGUUGCCUACCACCUCAUCAUAGAUAACAGGAGAAUAAUGAAUGAAGCCAAAGAUUUUUAUUUGGCAACAAGCCCACCGGAUUCUUUUCUUGAUGAUCACCAUUUGACUCGGCCCCAUCCUGAGAGAGUCCCAUUCUUGGUUGCUGAAACACCAAGGGCUCGUCACACCCUGGAUGAAUUAAAUCCACAGAAGUCCAAACACCAAGGAGUCAGGAAAGCAAAAUGGCAUUUGGGAAUUAGAAGUCAAAGUCGACCAAAUGAUAUCAUGGCAGAAGUUUGUAGAGCAAUCAAACAACUGGAUUAUGAAUGGAAGGUUGUAAAUCCAUACUAUUUGCGGGUCCGAAGGAAGAAUCCUGUGACAAGUACAUACUCCAAAAUGAGUCUACAGUUAUACCAGGUGGAUAGCAGAACAUACUUACUGGAUUUUCGUAGUAUUGAUGAUGAAAUUACUGAAGCCAAAUCAGGGACUGCUACUCCACAGAGAUCGGGAUCAGUUAGCAACUAUCGAUCUUGCCAAAGGAAUGAUUCAGAUGCUGAGACUCAAGGAAAAUGCUCAGAAGUUUCUCUUACCUCAUCUGUGACAUCACUUGACUCUUCUCCUGUUGACUUAACUCCAAGACCUGGAAGCCACACAAUAGAGUUUUUUGAGAUGUGUGCGAAUUUAAUUAAAAUUCUUGCACAGUAAACCUAAAACUUUGCUUAUUUCUUUGAUAGCAAUAAGCAUGCUUAAUAAUUAUAGCCAAAUGCUUCAUUUGUAAUCAAGUUAUACACAAUUAUAACUGAGGAUUGGCCUUUUGGAAUGCAAUUUGCACAGGAAUUAGAACAUGAUUAAUAGCUAAAAUCCUAAUGUGCAAAAAUGAAUUUAAAUAAUUUUGUUUGUUGUUUAGUAGGUAUAUAGCAUAAUAUACACAAUGAACUAUAGGUCUCUCAGGCUCACUUGAUUUUUGGCUAUUUUAUAUUUAGUGUACACAGGGCUUUGUAGAAUAUUAAUUUACCAUAAGGGCCUUCAUAUAUUACAUAUUGAUGUAUUAUAUAUUUGCUUCAUAAAAUUAUUCAAUAAAUAUUUGCCUAGAAUCCCCAGAGACCUUCAUAGGUAGUUUUGUUUUCUAGGCUCCUUCUUAAGUAGCAAGUAUUUUCCAACAAUGGUAACAGCUGAGUGGGUGACUUGUAUUCCCCCUUUCAUACUCUAUAGUAUGACAUAAAUCACACUGCAGAUACUAGACACAAGUAUUUUCUUCUAGCUUGGUAAGUUCAGAGACAUACUCAAAUAAUUUAGGCACUAAGUUUAAUCUUACAAUUUGUCCCAUGAUAUUCUGUACAUAAAUUGCUCUUUUUGUCACAAGAGCUGAGUUGCAUAUACUGUAAAUAAAUCAUGUUGUGUUUGCCAGUCUCACAAACUCCCUUGUUUAUCAUGUCCGUCAGUAUUGAAUGUAUACAAAAUAUUCUGGUCACUAGAUUAUGUAUCUUUAAAAUUGAUUCAGUGCACAGGGGAAAACAUGUCUUAUAAAGUGUAUAAAUGCUCUGAUAGGGCUAUUUUCUCCAAAAUACUAUGAACAUUUUUUUAAAACAAAAAUUAAAAGGCUGAGGGGUGAUAACAUGUGUAUCUAUCACUUACAUUUUGCCCUAUUUGCUUUAUAUCUAAACAUAAGGAUAUAUUUAUACAUGUGUAUAUGAGUGUACAUGUGCUUUUCCCCCAUGAGCCAUUUGGAUGUUGCAGAUUGUUCAUCAACCCUCAACACUUCAAGCACCUCCUAAAACUUGUGGUUAAAAGAUAGUUCAUUCCCUAAUGUAAUCUAAUUAUAAUUGAAAUCAUGAUUUCUCCAGUUGCCCUUCAGAUUUCUUUUUUAGCUGGUAACUCUACUACAACUGAAUUGAAGUUUACAUUAGGUAUGACAAGAAUAUCAUUUUGAUAUUGUAUGGCACCAAAUUAGCUAAUUCUUCUAAACUGCCACAUUUAUUUUGGGUUUUAAUUACUUUAAUUGCUUUAAAAAUUGAAUUAUGGAAACUACCUGAAGAUGCUUGAUUUUUAAGAUCUCUGAUUCACAUCAGUAUUUCUUUUUUCUUGCUCUUAGUAAUAACUUAAGUAUAAAUGAAACAAAAUCAUCUUAGAAAAAAACGUGUUUGUAUGCAUACCAAAAAAUUACAGUUAUCACCCAUAACUACAUAAUAACUUCUGACUUCAGAAAUUUCUUUUGCAUUAAUUAUCCUUUCAUUGCAAGGGAUCUUUUUUCCCCCUUUAAUAAUGUGUAGGAUUGUUUCUGGGAGGUAACAGUGAACACCUACUGCAGCCAGAUGUACUAUAUGCCAUGGCAGCUUUCAGAAACAGUUCUGUGUAACUGUAGAUUUGGCUCCAGUGCACUGAAUUUGGAAACAAACAAGACAACUGUUUCUUUUUGUCCAGGGCCUCUUCUAUUCAGCAUAUAAUUUGAAAGCUGUAUGCAGUUCCACUUAAGUAUAGGUUCAAAAUUGUUAUUUAUAACUAGUACAUCGCCCUCUGUUUUGGCAAUAUUGAUUUCUUUUAAGCCUUUCUAAAUGCAGAAUUGUGUUCCUGAUGUUAAGAACAGAGUCUGUAGUUAAAGUUACAGAUAUGUAUAUAGAAUUAAGACAUCUUUGUCUCUAUAAGCUGUUGUGGGGAGAGGAACGCAAAAGGAGGAACCAAUUGAAAUAGGAUCUUCUAAAAUUGUCGAUUUUGUAAACUUUGCUUCUUUUUAAGUUAUUGUGAUCCCUUUUAGUUACUGAGUUUUAUUUUGGAGAUAUUUAAAUAUUGCACUUGUACAAAUAGUAUGAUAAAUGCACAGAUUUAUUGCAGUAAAUUCUUUUUUUAAAGCUAGGAUAUUUGAAAUGACAAUUUUGGUUAAGUAUGUCAAGGUUGUAUCAGAAUUUUCUCGAAUUGUAGUUAUCAAAUUCUUACUAAUCAAAGAUAUAAGGGAGUCAAUGCAAAUGAUUUUUAAUCUUUUUUUAUUAUCUUUUCAGCAAUUUAUAUUUUUUGGAUUUUAUGCAACCAUAUUUUUACUUUGUCUUGACAACUGAAAGAUGUAUAAGGGUUUUUGCCAGAAAUGUACUGUAUAAAUAGUUUUAAAUAUAACAGAUUUUACUGAUAUGUAAAAAAUUUUGCCAUUCAAAUAAAUGAUUUCUCAUUGGGAAGAACUUUUUUACCAGGUUGGGGAAUAUGGGAGCUUAAUAUAUCAUAUCUAAUUUAAAAUAAUUUCACUGAAAUAAACUCCAUUGCUUUUAUUUUUAUUAUAUUUUCUCUUGAGAUGCUUUUGUAGUUUUUCAGAGUUUUAAAUGAUUUUAUACACUAUGCCCUGCCCUCUCAUUCCUCUCCCCUUCCCUUUCUGACCUUGUGAUAAGAUUCACAGCCAGUUAAUGUAUGGUAGACUGUGGAUAGAUGUAGAACACCUAUGCUGUCUCCUUUGAAGUGAAAGGGAAAAAAAUGUGUCUUUUGGUUUUUUUUCUGCUUAACUCUUUCCAUUUUCCGAUCCACAAUAGAAGUCUCAUUUUCAUUGUGAGUUCUGCUAAGAUGAAUGAAUUCAACAUACAGCCUAACUGUAAAUUGGUAAUAGGGUAAGAGAUCUGUUUGUGUGGUACGUUAUUUCUGAGAUGCAUACAUGUAUGUUUUGACUGGAGUAUAUUUAAGCAUACAAUUACAAGUACCUUGAUUUAGAAAAUGGAUAAUAAAGAAAAAUACCAUUUUUUAUCUGUUA
Molecule: messenger RNA, 4699 nt
Organism: Sorex fumeus (smoky shrew)
Lineage: Eukaryota; Metazoa; Chordata; Mammalia; Eulipotyphla; Soricidae
Gene: PRKAA1
Product: protein kinase AMP-activated catalytic subunit alpha 1
Exons: 9
Coding region: 1-1680 (559 amino acids)
Biological process (GO): protein phosphorylation; intracellular signal transduction
Cellular component (GO): cytoplasm
Molecular function (GO): ATP binding; AMP-activated protein kinase activity
Source: RefSeq, a predicted model, not a curated record